Molecule: messenger RNA, 972 nt
Organism: Penicillium odoratum
Lineage: Eukaryota; Fungi; Ascomycota; Eurotiomycetes; Eurotiales; Aspergillaceae
Product: ER lumen protein-retaining receptor
Exons: 3
Coding region: 1-972 (323 amino acids)
Biological process (GO): endoplasmic reticulum to Golgi vesicle-mediated transport; protein retention in ER lumen
Cellular component (GO): membrane; cis-Golgi network; endoplasmic reticulum
Molecular function (GO): ER lumen protein retrieval receptor activity
Source: RefSeq, a predicted model, not a curated record
AUGGGGUGGAACGUCUUUCGCUAUUUGGCAGACAUAUCCCACCUCGUGUCGAUAUGUAUUCUGAUCUGGGCCAUUCAUAAGAACAAGAGUGCUGAGGGUGUUUCGCUCCUCACGCAGCUGCUCUACGGGCUUGUGUUCGUGACUCGGUAUCUGGAUAUAUUCAAGGGGUCAUCAUGGAAUUUUGGACAUGGAGCGUCGUUGUGGAAUAUCCUUUUCAAGUUGUUUUACCUGACCAGCUCUUUUUACGUUGUGUUCAUCAUGAUGAAGGUCUUCCCGAGGACACGCGAGAGAGAAAGAGCUUGGAAGCUUGGGAUCUACUCGGUGGCUGGAUCGCUGGUGCUGGCGCCGAUUGCGAUCGCUGUGUUGGAGCGUGGUUUCCCACCGGCUUGGUUCAUGGAGCUUUGCUGGGCGUUCUCUAUUAUCCUCGAAUCGGUCUGCGUACUCCCCCAGCUACUGCUCCUACGACAAACCACCGUGCCGACCGUGAUUGACUCCUAUUACCUCGCUGCGCUGGGGUCUUACCGAGCAUUCUACAUUCUGAACUGGCUGGUUCGCGGGUUCGGUAGCGAGCACUCCUGGGAUCUGAUUGCGUUCGUCUUCGGGCUUGUGCAGACUGCGUUCUACGUUGACUUUGCGUGGGUGUACUAUUCGCGCCAGCGAGUCAAGCUUCGUAACGGCGGGGUCGUUGAUUCGGAAGAUCUCCGCAAGAGUUGGCUGGUGAACCGUGUUCUCAACCUUCGAGGAGUGCGUGGCUCCACUGAUGAGGAACAGGGUCUCCAAGACGAUGUGGAAGGGGAUGAAAACCGACCUAGCAACAACCGGUGGGGCGCCCGUGGUGUCUCCAUUGCUGCGGAUGACACACUGGAUCAUCACCAGGCGCACGGGGACCAUCCCGACGAUUUUGCAGCUGCUCUAGGGGACGAUUCGGACGAGGAUCAUGAUCUUUCUAGUCCACGUCACCAGACCGCAUGA